This is a messenger RNA of Bicyclus anynana (squinting bush brown), 2810 nucleotides long. RefSeq lists its product as uncharacterized. Gene Ontology annotation, molecular function: cyclin-dependent protein serine/threonine kinase inhibitor activity. Gene Ontology annotation, cellular component: nucleus. Bases 212 to 742 code for a protein of 176 amino acids. Lineage: Eukaryota; Metazoa; Arthropoda; Insecta; Lepidoptera; Nymphalidae. The transcript has 2 exons. Gene Ontology annotation, biological process: regulation of cell cycle. The record is from RefSeq and is a predicted model, not a curated record.
AAACGAAGCGUCAUCAGUCAGUCGGACGCGGUCGAUAAGCGCGCUCGCACGCUUCGCAUUUUGAGGUUAGAAUUGGCGCGGUUUCGCUCGCCAGGUGCAUUCGCCCCCGCCUAACUCCGCCCCUCUCUACCUGACAGCUGUUUUCUCUCGGGAGAUUAUUAGUCAGAUGUUUCUGUGAACCAAACCAGUAUUCAAUAUCACCUGACGCAUUAUGUCCGCUGGCGGUCGUACACCAAAACAACGGAGAUUCGAGAUUUCCAGCAUGGCUUUGAGGACAAACACUCCGAGAAGGCGACGAGGCAGUUGUAAAUGCCUAUUCGGUGCUCCAGACAGGGAUGAGACAAGGCGGUUGAUGGCAGAGCAAUACGCAAGAGAACGGAAGAGGUUUAUAAGGAGAUUCAACUUUGACAUUGAAACCGAAUGCGCUUACAAGGAAGCUAAAUUAGACUCUCCUGUCAAAUUCUGGGAAGAGGACAAGAAUGAUAGGAGUCCUAGAACAGGGGCAGAGGCCUUAGCUUGUGUUGAGAAUACGGAUUUGCGAAUGCUUGGUUCACCUUCGCGACGCAGUGCUGGAAGUUCUCCGAGGACUCCGAAUAGGAGUCCCCGGACGCCGAGGACUCCCCGUGCGUCUCGGACACCUAGGACUCCAAGGACCCCUGCCUCGAGAAGGCAAUUGCAAAUGACAGAUUAUUGGACGUUAAGAAAACACGCGGACUCGGCUUCGAGCGACAAAGAAAAUUAAUUUAAAAAUAAAAAAUAACUAUUUUUUUUAAACUACAUAGCAUGUAUGGAGUGUCUUAUUCUAAAUUAUAAAAGAGAACGUUAUUAAAAAUAUUUAAUAAAUUAAUUAUUAUUAAUUAUAUACCUAGUUCUAGUUAUUUAGGCUAACUAUAAAGAGACGAUGGUGUCUUUUGGUGUCUGUCCAUUUUUACGCUUAUGUCCUGGACAGAUUUUAAUCGAGUUUUUUUUUAAGUUUAAGUUUAAGUCUACUUAAACUUUAAAUGUGGAAAGGAUCUCUUAUUUAAAACCUUUACCUCAACUUAGAUUUAAUUAACAAGAACUAUCGAUUGCACAUAAACUUAAUAAGUUAAUAAUGUGCUUUAAAUAGUAAUUAGAAAAAAAUAAUUUUAUAGUUUUUAUAAGAAUCUUCUACAAAUGCUAACAUUUUGAGACUGGAGGCUAACAAAACACUACUUAAUUUUAUAUGGAAAUUGGUGAAGAUUCCAGUUCUUUUGGGUACUGAAAAUCCAUGGCUCCCGCUGAAUGGAGAAUAUAUUACUACUAUAUACUAAUAUUACUACAUGGAGGGUUCGAUUCCCGGCUGAAGUUUUCCUAAGUGGUCCAGAUCUGGCUGGUGGGAGGCUUCGACUGUAGCUAGUUAGCCACCCUACCGGCAAAGACGUACCGCCAAGCGAUUUAGCGUUUCGGUACGAUGUCGUGUAGAAACCGAACGGGGUGUAGAGUUUCAUCCUAAACUAACAAGUUAGCCCGUUUCCAUCUUAGAUUGCAUCAUCACUUACCACCAGGUGAGAUUGUAGUCAAGGGCUAACUUGUAAAGAACCGCUAGUACAUGAUGCCAGUAAUAUUGCCUUUAAGGGACAAUUUUUUUGUAACUUUAGUUUUAUGUAAAAUAUCUGGAAUCCGUAUCCAUUAAAAAAAAAACAAUAGUUAAGUUUUUAUGUAGAAGUUCUAGUCUGUGAUCUCUGCAAUAUUGUUUUAGCUUCGCACGGAAGAGAUUCCUUUAAUUAUGUAAUGAUGCUUAUGUGUUAGAUUAAGUUUAGUUUUUUCCAAAAAUGUGUAAUUUUUCUCAACUAAAGCUUAAAGAGUGAGAUAUAAACAGAAACGAGUGUGCUUUUGUAGACUGAAAAACUUCUUUAGCUCUCAAUCUCCGUUCACUUUGCCCGAUUACACUUUUUGUAACGCAUCCACAAGCUUAUUAGCUUCGCAAACGGGUAAAGAAGUUUUACUUCAAAAAAAGAGAAAGACAUAAUUCAACCUAAACUCAAUUAUUUUGACGUAAUUAUGUUACAAUUAAGUUACUUUAUGCAUCGUUUUUGCGAUCAACUAUUUUUUUUUUUUAAAUUUUUCUUUGUGUUUUGAAUCGUACACAGAGAUAUCAUGUAUUUAGACUGUAUGAACUGAAAAACCCUAAAGACCCAAGUAAAAACAUUGUACCUAUAGUGUUUUUAGAUAGCAUGGGUAUGGGUCGUUUCACUCUUGAAAGUUUGCCGCGAUUCACGACAAUAGGACCUACGUAUUAUGAACAUCAUAAGGCAACUGUCAUCGUAUCUACCCAUGCUAUAUGAAAAUCACUUUAGUUCUUAAAUUUAGCAUUCUAAAAAUUAAAUUAUCAUUAGGUACUUACCCUGCCCACAAAUACGUGAAAUUAACAAGUUUUUUUUGUUAAAAUGUGAACAAUUCUGACUUAAAUUUUUACCAGGCUCAAAUGGAUCUUUAAAAGUCAUACUUUAAAAGUCUUAAAACUUAAGCUACUUACUCCAUUUUUUGAUAAGGUAGCUUAAGAAGUGUGUUAGUCGCGAUGUCCAUGACAUCAUGCCGAUCGCGACCAAUACACGGACAGUUUUAUCUAACGUCAAGCCGUGAGCGCUGCAGGCAUGUGCAUGGCAUGGCAUGCUUGAUCUUCAGCGGCUGACAUAAUGUAUCAAAGUUGUAUAGAGCUGUCAAAUCAUGAAGUUACUGUAUUUUUGGACGUUUGCAUAAAAAGAAAUACUUAAAAUUAAUGUACAUAAAAAUCAUGUUGUUAUGAUAUACUUUUUAAUAUUAAUAAAUUUUUUAUUAAUUAUAUAAAU